CACCAAAAAAACAGAAAAGUUUCUCUCUCUCCCUCUCCCUCUCCUCUCCCUCUCCGUGCUCUCUGCAUAAGCAAAGCAAUUCAUUUUCAAUAUCUAAAAAUCCUUAUACAACACACGGAGAGAGGGAUUUUGUAAGAUGGCACUAGCUAAAGAAUUCAUGGGUAGUUCUUUGAUUGAUAAAUCAUCAUUUGUGUCAACUUCUAAAGCUGUUUUCUUUAACCAUAAUUUUCCUCAGAAGAAUCAGUUUCUCGUGAGUACUCCUCCAGGUUUUGUGUCUUUACAACAGAGAAAGAUUGUCAAUGUUAAAAGAAUUGUGAAAAAGGGUCCUGUAGCCGCUAUCAGUGAGGAUUUGAUCAAAGCUAAUAAUAGUCAUGAUAUAACUGUGACUGAAAAGGCUGUGAAGUUCAAGGUCAGAGCUGUUGUUACUGUCAGGAACAAACAUAAGGAAGAUUUCAAGGAGACUAUUGCUAAACAAUUGGAUGCUUUUGCUGAUAAGAUUGGGAGAAAUGUUGUUUUGGAGCUCAUUAGCACUGAGGUUGAUCCAAGAAUCAAAGCACCAAAGAGAAGCAAGGCAGCGGUGCUAAAGGAUUGGUCCAAGAAAGCAAAUGUUAAAACAGAGAGGGUCCACUACACUGCUGAGUUUAUAGUGGAUUCUAAUUUUGGGGUGCCUGGAGCAAUUACAGUGAGCAACAAGCAUCAGCAGGAGUUUUUCUUGGAGGAAAUCACCCUUGAAGGUUUUGCUAGUGGUCCUGUGCAUUUUCCUUGCAACUCAUGGGUACAAUCCAAAAAAGAUCAUCCUGGAGAAAGGAUUUUUUUCUCUAAUGAGCCAUAUUUACCAAGUGAAACACCAGCUGGGCUCAAGUCAUUGAGAGAAAAAGAGCUGAAAGAAAUUAGGGGUGACGGCAAAGGAGUUAGAAAAUUGUCGGAUCGGAUUUAUGACUUUGGCAUGUACAAUGAUUUAGGAAAUCCAGACAAGGGUAUUGAUUAUGCCAGGCCAAAGCUUGGAGGUCAAAACAGGCCGUAUCCAAGACGGUGUCGCACUGGGCGUGUGCCAACUGUUACCGAUGUGAAUGCAGAGAGCCGUGUGGAGAAGCCAUCGCCAAUUUAUGUGCCUAGAGAUGAACAAUUUGAGGAGUCUAAGAAGAAAACAUUCUCAGCUGGAAGGCUCAAGGCUGUGCUUCAUACUCUAAUACCAUCCUUGAAGGCCAGCAUUUCUGCUGAGAACCAUGAUUUCACUGCAUUUUCAGAUUUUGACAUCCUCUACAGGGAGGGUCUGCUUCUUAAAGUAGGGAUUCAAGAUGAGAUCUGGAGAAGACUACCAUUGCCAAAGGUGGUCACCACGAUUCAAGAAUCAAGUGAGGGACUUCUCAGAUAUGAUACACCCAAAAUCCUCUCCAGGGACAAGUUUGCCUGGCUGCGAGAUGACGAAUUUGCCCGUCAAGCAAUCUCAGGGGUUAACCCUGUCAACAUUGAGAGUCUGAAGGUCUUUCCACCAAAAAGCAAUCUUGAUCCCGAAACCUAUGGUCCCCUGGAGUCUGCCCUAAAAGAAGAGCACAUUAUUGGCCAUCUGAAUGGCAUGUCUGUUCAAGAGGCCCUGGAGGAAAACAAACUGUUUAUAGUGGACUAUCACGAUGCUUAUCUCCCAUUUUUAGACCGCAUUAAUGCCCUUGAUGGUAGAAAAGCAUAUGCAACUCGUACCAUAUUUUUCUUGACCCCUCUCGGUACACUUAAGCCCAUUGCUAUAGAACUUAGUCUUCCACCUACUGCACCAAGUGCCCGAUCAAAGCGAGUAGUUACACCUCCAGUUGAUGCAACCACUACCUGGAUAUGGCAACUUGCCAAGGCUCAUGUUUGUUCAAAUGAUGCUGGGGUUCAUCAGCUGGUUAAUCACUGGCUACGUACGCAUGCCUGCCUGGAGCCAUUUAUACUUGCAGCACAUCGACAGUUGAGCUCAAUGCACCCUAUCUUUAAGCUUUUGGAUCCACACAUGAGAUAUACCCUAGAGAUCAAUGCCUUAGCCCGCCAAAGCUUAAUCAGUGCUGAUGGUGUUAUUGAAAACUGUUUCACGCCUGGACGCUACUGCAUGGAGAUUAGUGCUGCUGCAUAUAAGGACUGGCGAUUUGAUAUGGAAGGCCUUCCUUCUGAUCUCAUCCGCAGGGGUAUGGCUGUACCUGACCCAACACAACCACAUGGCUUAAAGCUUCUACUUGAGGAUUAUCCAUAUGCUCAAGAUGGGCUUCUAAUCUGGUUUGCCAUAGAAAACUGGGUCCGCACAUACGUGAACCGAUACUACCCAAAUUCAAGCAUAGUUGGUAAUGACAGAGAGUUACAAGCUUGGUAUGCCGAGUCUGUCAACGUGGGCCAUGCCGAUCUCCGGCACGCAGAUUGGUGGCCCACAUUAGCCACCGUUGAUGAUCUUGUCUCAAUCCUCACAAUCCUCAUUUGGCUAGCAUCUGCUCAACAUGCAGCACUCAAUUUUGGGCAGUAUCCCUAUGGUGGGUAUGUGCCGAAUAGACCGACCCUCACGAGAAGAUUAAUCCCAGAAGAAACUGACCCGGAGUAUGAAAGUUUCAUAGAAGAUCCACAAAAAUAUUUCUUGUCUGCAUUGCCAAGUCUGCUACAAGCAACAAAACUUAUGGCUGUGGUGGACACCUUAUCAACACACUCGCCGGACGAGGAAUACCUAGGUGAACGACAGCAACCAUCGACUUGGUCAGGUGAUGCUGAAAUGAUCGAGUCAUUUUAUGAGUUCUCUGCAGAGAUGGGACGGAUAGAGAAGGAGAUCGAGAGAAGGAACAAAGAUCCUAAGCUUAGGAACAGGUGUGGUGCAGGGGUUUUGCCAUAUGAACUGCUGGCACCUAGCUCAGAGCCUGGAGUAACAUGUAGAGGUGUGCCAAAUAGCGUGUCUAUAUGAGCCCAAAAUGGGACCUAAAGCUGUUAUACCAGGUGCCUUUGAAUUGGCUCAAGACUGUAGCCAGUCCUGGCAUAGGACCAUUUUUAUAUAGUUGUAUCUUACAUAAUCUGUUAGUAUUACAGGGGGCACUUUUAACAUAGGAAUCUAUAUGCACUUGCAAUAUGCAUAUGCAUAGCUCUGUAUCAUAAUCUUAUGCUGUUAUUAA
This is a messenger RNA of Ricinus communis (castor bean), 3119 nucleotides long. Its product is annotated as linoleate 13S-lipoxygenase 3-1, chloroplastic. Bases 137 to 2914 code for a protein of 925 amino acids. The transcript is spliced from 8 exons. The record is from RefSeq and is a predicted model, not a curated record. Lineage: Eukaryota; Viridiplantae; Streptophyta; Magnoliopsida; Malpighiales; Euphorbiaceae. Gene Ontology annotation, molecular function: metal ion binding; oxidoreductase activity, acting on single donors with incorporation of molecular oxygen, incorporation of two atoms of oxygen; protein binding. Gene Ontology annotation, biological process: lipid oxidation.